GGAUUCUCUUUACAUGCGGACGUUUGUCUCCCUGUUUUCGUUAUACUUUUGUCUUUGACAUAACCUCAUUCAUAGUCGUAUUGUCCAUUGCCAGAGACUCAUUUCAGCAAAAUAGGUUUUCUCGAAGGUCUUCCCUUUUGUUAUUUCUUUUAAGUUUAUUGCCGAUAUGAAUUCUGCCGACAUUCGCGUCAUUUUCUUAUAUGAGUACAAACUUGGUAAUAGUGCUGCAAAAGCUGCACGCAACAUAAACCAAGCGUUUGGGGAGAAUACGGUUAACGAUCGGAAAGUGCAGCGUUGGUUCGAAAAAUUUCGGACUGGCGAUUUUUCACUGCAAAAUGAGCCGCGCGGAAGACCCAAAACGUCUGUGAAGAAUGAUGACCUGAAGGCUCUAGUGGAAGCGGAUCCAGCCCUAUCCACGAGGGAACUUGCUAUCAGGAUGAAAGUUGACCAUACAACGAUAUUGAGACACCUUUCUGAGAUUGGCAAGGUUAAGAAGAUGGACAAGUGGGUACCACACGCACUGACAGAGCGAAAUAAGCUGGAUCGGUUAAACGUAUGCUCAUCAUUGCUAACCCGAUUUCACCGAGAGCCAUUUUUCGAUCGGAUCAUUACGUGUGACGAAAAAUGGGUUCUUUAUGACAAUAGAAAGAGGUGUGCUCGGUGGCUUGACAAGGAUGAGGUUUGUGCCCAUACUCCAAGGCUAUCGCUUCAUCCACGGAAGAUUUUGUUCACAGUUUGGUGGAACGCGGCUGGGGUAAUCCAUUAUUCGUUCCUUCGACCUGGGGAGACAAUUACGGCCGAAAAGUACUGCCAGUACAUUGAUGAGAUGCACGAUAAGUUAAAAAUUGUACGCCCAUCGCUUGUGAAUCGGCAUGGCCCGCUACUGCUCCAUGACAACGCUCGGCCGCAUACAUCGCACAAAACAAUUGCGAAACUGAACGAACUGGAAUAUGAAGUUUUGCAGCAUCCACCAUAUUCACCGGAUCUCUCGCCGACCGAUUUUCAUUUUUUCAAGCAUUUAGAGCUGUUUUUAAGGGGCAAACACUAUGAAAAUGAAGACAGUCUAAAAAACUCGAUAUCAGAGUUUAUUAAUUCUAAAGACCAAAAUUUUUUUAAGACAGGCAUCUACGCUUUAAAAUCUCGUUGGGAGAAGUGUAUUGAAGCGAAUGGAGCAUACUUUGAUUGAAUAAACAGCUUUUGAAGAAAGA
Megalopta genalis is the source of this 1208-nucleotide messenger RNA. Its product is annotated as histone-lysine N-methyltransferase SETMAR. Gene Ontology annotation, molecular function: histone H3K36 methyltransferase activity; double-stranded DNA binding; single-stranded DNA endonuclease activity. Lineage: Eukaryota; Metazoa; Arthropoda; Insecta; Hymenoptera; Halictidae. Gene Ontology annotation, cellular component: nucleus; condensed chromosome; site of double-strand break. The record is from RefSeq and is a predicted model, not a curated record. Gene Ontology annotation, biological process: mitotic DNA integrity checkpoint signaling; double-strand break repair via nonhomologous end joining; DNA integration.